AUGAACUGUGGAUUUGAUUUGAUCAUCAGGCACAAGGGCUUCGUGUACGAGCAGGACAAGACGGACAUCACUAACGACAUCGCCCUGGUGCAUUUGAGCUCUGAAGUCAACAUGACCAGGGAGAUUAGUCCCGUGUGUCUGCCGGCGCUCGGCGCCCUGAUGCCUGCUGGGAAACCCUGCUACGUCACGGGGUGGGGCGACGAGAAAGGUAGCCUCUUCCCUGUUGUAUCUAAGAAGUUGAACCAGGCAGCCCUGCCCAUCGUCCCCUUCGCCACCUGCAGUAAGCCAGCCUACUGGUGGGACACCCUGAGACCCUCUAUGAUCUGUGCCGGAUACGAGUCUCCAGACGAGCUCAAGUCAGCCUGCCAGGGUGACUCAGGUGGACCCUUCGCCUGCCAACCCUCAGCCUCAGACCCUUGGGAGGUCCACGGCAUCGUCAGCUUUGGCGCCUUCGGCUGUAUCAAGGACAAGAAACCCUCUGUGUUCACCAGAGUGUCCUCCUUCAACGACUGGAUCGAUGAUAACAUGAAGAGGUUCACCUAUGAGAAGUCGCUAAACUAAAGCGAAAAUCACUGAUCUCAGAACUGCUUGGGGAUGUUGAUUUAGUUGCUACCUAACCACAGAUCUAGGAUCAGAUUAUAAUUACUCAAAACUGUUUCGUCAGGUUGGAUAGUGUGGGUUGGAGUUGGAACCUAACCACAGAGCUAUGAUCAGAUUAGUUUAACCUGACGCAUAACAUGAUCUAUUAGGUAGGUGGGAAAUGAUCUGAUCCUGUCAGGGCAGAUUGAUCCUACCGUCUACACUCAUUAAGGUUUAACACUACAGUAUUUAUACACUGCAGGCCCCAAGAUGUUUCAUCAUAUAUUUCAGUCAUUUAGCAGAUGCUCUUACCCAGUGUGACUUAAAGGAGACAUUAGGGUUAAGUGCCUUGCUCAUGGGCACAUUGGCUGAUACAGUAUUUCACCUAGUCGGCUCGGGGUUUCAAACCUGGCCCAACACUCUUAGCCGCAAGGCUACCUGCCACUCCAGUAGGGAGGUCUAAUACACUGCUGCACCACAGUACCUUAUGGACAUUAGGAUUAUACUGUGUAUACCAGUACAGAUGAUUGAGGGAAUACUUUUCGCAUAAUGUCUGCAUAUCAAACUCCUAUUCUCACCAUGUAGAAAUAUUGUAAGUAAUGUGAUCAUGAUUCAUGUUGGAAUUGCUUCCAUUCUGGAUCUUUGAAUAAAAUCCUUAUUUUGCAUAUUU
Oncorhynchus tshawytscha (Chinook salmon) is the source of this 1249-nucleotide messenger RNA. Its product is annotated as chymotrypsin-like elastase family member 2A. The record is from RefSeq and is a predicted model, not a curated record. The transcript has 4 exons. Bases 1 to 561 code for a protein of 186 amino acids. Gene Ontology annotation, molecular function: serine-type endopeptidase activity. Gene Ontology annotation, biological process: proteolysis. Lineage: Eukaryota; Metazoa; Chordata; Actinopteri; Salmoniformes; Salmonidae.